ACUGUAGAGAGUGAGGGGAAUCAGGAUGCUAAUCCUCCAAUGAGAUGAGGUUCAAGACGAAGUUCGCGUUGCUUCCAGACAAGUUCCAGGACGUCAUCGGCGCUUUGCGGGCCUCGAUCACAGAAUAUUUAAUGCGUCGAAGUUUUGAUACCCAAGAGCUUCAAAUAACAGAACGGGGGAGCAAGGACUAUAGCUUUAUGCAUGUCGCUUUAAUUUCACCGAAUACCCAGGUGUAUUUGAUAGGUCCUAACUGAUACAGUCGAUUGCAAAAACUCCGACCUUCAACAGAGGCACGGUGGGGAAGGCGACGAAAUUGCAUGUUCGCUAUAUAUACUGCAGACUGCAUGAUGAUGCACAACAGUAAAGGAACGUUCCUAAACGUCCGCUUCGUUAUGAUAGGCUCUAUGCGGAUAUUGGAGGGGUAGUUUGCGCCGGCUUGAACUUGACGUUGACGCAGAACUUCAAUGAGGACGGGUGGCCUGGCAUUUUGGUGAACUGGCUCUGGAACAAGGCGGCGAAUAGCCGGUGUUCCCUGGAGUUGAGUACGACGCAGGACACGGACGAGACGGGGAGCAGAAGGACGCAUGGCGAGGUGAUUAUGUCUGGUCGGUGGUUGCUGCUCGUCGACAGAAAGAACUCCCUACUUGUCACCUCCGCGAUGUGUCACAACAUUUCCCCUUGUGACAACGCGCUAAUUGAUGUGACUGAGUUGCGUCUGGGGCGCAGAUUGUCUUGCUCUUUGCUUGCUCUUUGCGAUCUUAAUUCUAUGUUAGUGACCUGAAGUCUUGUCUUCAAUUUCGUGUGCUUUCAUUAUGCCUCAGGAAAGUUCUCAUGAGAAGAAACCCACCCGCAAGCGCAAGACUGGAACUAACGGUCCAGGGACGGACGAAGGUUCAUCAAGCUUGAAGAGACCGCGAAUAUCAAGGGCACAGCCCAGCAAGUCGAAAGGAAAGGCUAAAGCAACAUCCCACGUAGAUGUUUUAGGCUGGCCUGAGCAUUUUGAAUCAGCAUUGAACACUGUCCUUGCAUUCUGCUCGUCUCGCAAACAACUUGCCAUUACCUUCCCCGUCGUUAGAACUUCGGUUGAGGGCUUACUUAGACAUCCACUGGAGCUCUCGAAAGUCGCGGAACUGAAAGCCCUAUUGCCAGACCUCAUCAACUUUGCUUAUAUUCCAAGUGCCCAACUACGAAUCCAUGAGGACUCGGCUAAAGAUGUUAUGCAGAGUCAGACUGGUGCCACCGCAGAUUUUUCUCUACCCCAAGGACCUGUCAACACUAAUAUGCGACCCGCCGGACUCAGUAUCGACGAUGAUGAAGAGCAUGUGUUGGUCCUUGAUUUCAUUGACCCUUCAAAGGGCAAGAAAACCUCGAACCUUGGCUUCUUGUAUUCCCUUCCGCCGGCGUUAACACCUGCUGCCACAAAAAAGUUGGUCGAGAAGCGCAAUGAUCGUUUCGUUCAGGCGGUGAAUGAACUACUCCAAGCGACUCCUGCAGGCGAGAAUCCCGUUGAUUUAUUGCAGGCCGCCGCUCGUGACCAUAUACCUAUAAGCCCCAAUAAAUCCAAGACCAUAGAGGCACCUCGAGUUGUUCCUGACCCUCAGCAUCGCCCAGCGAUAGAUGAUGUGAUUGUUGAGAUCCAAGAACAGGAGUGGUACGAAGACCAAAUUGUGCACCGAAGAGUUUUGGAAGCAAAGCAAGGGCAACUUGCGGAGCUUGACCCUCCCCUGCCUGAAAACAUACUUACCGCUUUGAAAGAUGCUAGGAAGAUCACAUCGCUGUACACUCACCAGGUUGCCGCAAUCAAUGCCCUUGCGAAUGGACAACAUGUCAUUGUAUCAACCAGUACAGCUUCCGGGAAGAGUGUGAUUUAUCAGGUACCUCUGCUGAAGUUCUUAGAAGCCGACCCCUAUGCGAAAGCCAUUUUAAUUUAUCCAACGAAGGCUCUGGCACAGGAUCAGAAGGCGGCUUUAGAGCAGCUCUUGUGCGCAUGUCCGGGACUAGAGCAUAAACGAGUUGCAACGUAUGAUGGCGACACUCCACAUGAACAUCGUGCAGGCAUACGUGAAACGGCCUCCGUCAUAUUUACUAAUUUCGACAUGAUCCAUGCCUCUAUACUUCCUCAUGAGGACGUCUGGCGAAGCUUCCUGAAGAAUGUCAAGCUGGUCGCAGUAGACGAAUUGCAUUACUACUCGGGAGUAUUCGGAAGUCACGUUGCGCAGGUCAUAAGACGAUUUCGACGUGUUUGUGCGGCCGUUGGAAAUCGACGAGUACAAUUUGUCUCUUGUAGUGCGACGAUUGCGAAGCCUGGUCAACACAUGUCCAAUAUGUUCGGUGUCUCUAACGUCGCCGAAGUUACGGAAGACGGUGCACCUUCGGGGCGCAAGGACUUCCUCAUCUGGACACCUCCUCUCAGAGACUCGCAAGAUCCGUCAUCUGGUUUCAAAAGCUCAAUUUCAGAGGCUACGGCUUUGAUGCGAUUCCUCAUGGCACGAGGCAUUCGUGUUAUUAUGUUCUGCAAAAUCAGAAAAUCCUGCGAGCAGGCGAUGAAAGCUUUGAGGGCUGAAUUAACUGCGGAUGGACGCUUGGAUAUCUUGGGCAAAGUUAUGGCCUAUCGUGGAGGUUAUUCGCCACAGGACCGCCGCAAAAUAGAGCACGAAGCCUUCUCUGGCAACCUACUUGGGAUUGUUGCGACUAAUGCGCUAGAGUUGGGUGUGGAUAUUGGCAUCCUAGAUGCCGUGAUCAUGCUUGGCUUCCCCAUCGGUGGCAUCGCUAGUUUCAGGCAACAAGCUGGUCGUGCUGGUCGCCGCGCUCGGGAUGCCCUUGCUGUAUAUGUUGCUGAUGGGCUUCCGGUGGACAAGCAUUUUGCAGCCCACCCAGAUGAAUUGUUUGAUAAACCCAUAGACGACAUUCUCAUCGACCUCGACAGCAAAAUCAUCUUAGAAGCCCAUUUUCAAUGUGCUGCAUUCGAGGUUCCAAUGACAAUCGCGGAUGAGCAGUACUUUGGUCCGUUGACUAAAGAGAUAUGUGAGUCAUCUUUGAAGAAGGAUGAAGAUGGCUGGUAUCACACGCAUCCUAAAUUUCUUCCGUAUCCUUCGAAACAUAUCUCAUUGAGAGGUGUUGAGGAAGAGAAAUACCUUGCAGUAGAUAUCUCUAGAGUUGGCAAACCCGGUGGGCAACCAAAGAUCCUCGAGGAAGUCGAACUUUCUCGUUCUUUGUUCGAACUAUACGAGGGCGCUGUGUUCAUACAUCAGGGCGUAACCUUCCUGGUGAAAGAAGUAAGCCAUGACUCCAAGAUGGCUAAGCUUCUUCGUGCAGAUGUCAAUUGGACGACGGAACCAAGAGAUUUCACGAAUGUGGACGCAAUCCAGACACAUCGUAUACGAGAGAUCAAGGGGUCUUCUCAGUGUGCAUUCUAUGGACGUGUGGAAUUAAUUACCACAGUAUUCGGAUACUUCAAAGUCAGAAAUAACGCCAUAAUCGAGAGCGUCGACUUGGACACUCCACCCUGGGAGCGCGAGACCACUGGAUUGUGGCUUGACGUUCCAAAGCCCACGCUUCAACUGCUGCAGACUCAUGGUAUCAAUGCGGCAGAGGCUAUCCAUGCAGCAUGCCAUGCUUUCCUGAAUCGUUUUCCGCUCGCGAAUGACCUUGGCACGGAAUGCAAGGUUGCAGAGAAAGAAUAUAAGGCUACAGAGUCGCAAAGGAAACGACCAGCACGACUCGUAUUCUAUGAACACAGCGGUAAAUCGGGUGGUAUAGCAGCGAAAGCAUUUGAUCAUGUUUCAGCAACCCUUAAUGCCGCUCUGAAUGCCAUCGAAACCUGCGAAUGUGAAGAAGGAUGUGCCAAGUGUGAGCGUUUUACUGUCAUUAUCACGACGCACAUGCCACUAAGGGUGUGUAUGUAGGUAUUAUCAGCCCAGCAUGCAGGGAAAACAACUUGGUGAAGAGCAAGACUGGAGCCUUGAUCAUCCUCAGCGCAAUCCUGGGCCGUCCUGUGGAUGUCGAUCUCCUCUCUGGCUAUUCAGAAAUAGAUGCCUUCAACACCAUCGUCGAGGCACCCACCGUCCGUGUCGCUCAAGGAGUCGAAGUGGAAAAGGAGCAAUAAUACAACAGUCUAUACCAUAUCCUUACAAUAGAGUAGAUACCCAUAACCCAAAUGAUGUACGUAGGAAGGGAGAUCAUGACAGUGGAUCAAAGUCGCCCCAGUCAUCUUUUGUGAGCUGCUUAAGGCUCGUC
This is a messenger RNA of Somion occarium, 4236 nucleotides long. The record is from the annotation of a GenBank genome assembly. Lineage: Eukaryota; Fungi; Basidiomycota; Agaricomycetes; Polyporales; Cerrenaceae.